AAUAGUUUCUUUGGGGCUACGAGUUGGAGACUUCGAGCCGCCGCUCUCCCUCUCCUCUCCGCAUACUCCCAUGGCGACCGAGCUCGACGAACUCCUCGGCUUUCUCUCCUCCCCUUCCCCCCAAGUGAAGAAGGCGGCGGUGGACAUUGUUCGGGGCCUGACGGGCUCCGACGAGGGCCUCCUCCCCCUUGCCGCCCGCGCCGACGUCGCCCUGCCCGCCCUCUCCCGCCUCAUCCGCGACUCCCCGGAGCUGUCCGUUCCCGCCGCCGAAGCCCUGAUCAACCUCUCCCAGAACCCUACCCUCGCCGACAAGCUCGUCUCCCUCGGCGCCGUCCCCACAGCCAUGGAUACUCUCUACAAGCACUCCGAUCAAAAAGUCGCUCGGCCCCUCAUCAUGCUCCUCGCCAAUCUCACCCAAGUGGACUCUGGCAGCGCCGCCCUCCUUCAGGUUGGAGAUGAUAAGAUGGAAGGGUUGUACAUCUCGAAGCUUGUUAGAUCAUUCUGUAGGUCAUCUUCUGUUGAGUCAACAGCUGAAGAUACCUUCGAGCAUGUCGCUUCGAUACUUGUGAACAUCUCAAAAGUGCAAGCUGGAAGGAAGGUUCUAUUAGAUCCCAAGCGUGGUCUUUUGAAACAGGUCAUUCGUCAGUUUGAUUCAACAAAUCUGCUAAGAAAAAAAGGGGUAUCUGGAACCAUCAGAAAUUGUUGUUUUGAAGCUGAUAGUCAAUUACAGAAUCUGCUUUGAUAUCAGAGUUUCUAUGGGCCUGCUCUGCUUCUGCCUGUAGCUGGAAAUAAGGUUUAUAGUGAUGAAGAUAGGUCAAAAAUGCCUCUGGAGCUUGGUAAUGCACUUUCUCAUGUGCCGG
Molecule: messenger RNA, 860 nt
Organism: Phoenix dactylifera (date palm)
Lineage: Eukaryota; Viridiplantae; Streptophyta; Magnoliopsida; Arecales; Arecaceae
Source: RefSeq, a predicted model, not a curated record